CCUUAUGUCCAUUGCUUGGCGUAUAAAACAGGAUCACUCAACGCUCAUUCGCACAGUCACAAACUGAGAGUGAUCGCGUACGGCUCGCACCAUAAAUAUUAUUUCAACGAAUUUUAAAUUAUUUUCGUGCUUCAACGAAGACUGUCUUCUUAUUUGAAACAAAAUGUCGCGUUCUUUUCUAAUGGAUUCUCUAUUGAGUGAUGUUCCACUCUCCAAAAAGGAGAGCUUGGGUUCGCCAACUUCUUCACUGCCCACGGAUUCACCAACAUCGCCUGCCAUGGACGCGGCAACAGCGGCGGCGGCUGCAGCUGCAGCAGCUAUAUUACCCAGUAUACCAAUGUUUCCAUACCCAGCGAGCUAUGUGGGCAGCUACCUCUUCUCACUGGGCAUACAGCAACAGCAGCAGCAGCAACAGGAACAACACAGACAACACCAACAAGCAGCCGCAGCGGCUGCAGCAGUAGCAGCAGCAGCUUCAUUCCAUCGCCACAGUCAAAGUUCACAAGCUUCGUCGCCACAUUCGCCGCUUCUGCAUCCGUACGCGGCUUCAUUGUUAACAAAGAAACGAAAAUCUGCAGGAUUCGAUUACUAUACCCCAGCACCACAACUGUCUUACAACACUCACUCAUUACCGCACACCGACGCUUUCUGCACAUCACCUACGGCCUCGUCUACGGGCUCCACAAUUGAGUAUGGCAGUCAUGGUGAGGAUAUGCCGUCGGCAAAACGCUUCAGGCAGGACUCCGCUUCAUGUUCACCGCUGAGUUCGCCCAACAAAGGUGUUCUUCCACCAGCGGUUGUGUUAAAUUCUUGCUCGGCUAACCAAUGUGCAGUUUCCACAACCUCCAGUGCAUCCUACACUAACGCCAACAACUCCGUUACAACGUGUGGCCGUAGUCUUCAACUGGAUAUUACUCCUGUGAUUACCGACUAUGCGGACUCUAGUAAACGCAUACGCACUGCUUUCACCAGCACCCAGUUGCUCGAGUUGGAGCGUGAAUUCUCCCUAAAUGCCUACUUGUCACGUUUGCGUCGCAUUGAGAUCGCCAAUCGUUUGCGUCUCUCUGAGAAACAAGUGAAGAUUUGGUUCCAAAAUCGUCGUGUGAAACAAAAGAAGGGUUCGGAAAGUCCUACUUUCAACUUUAGCGCUGGUAGUAUGAGCCCAACUUCGUCAUCGGGCGAUAGGCAACAGCAGAGCCCCAGCGCGUCACCGAUCGGAAGCGGUCAGCAGUGUUGUUGUGCGAAGAAUGUGAAGGCUGAACCCAAACGCGUCAAUGACUCACCCAUACGUUGUGGUCAUCGGUCAUGUGGAGUGGCGGAAAUAUAGCACGUAAACAAGGAGUUUUUAAGUACGAACAA
Ceratitis capitata (Mediterranean fruit fly) is the source of this 1359-nucleotide messenger RNA. RefSeq names its product homeobox protein Hox-A1a. NCBI's taxonomy places the organism in Eukaryota, Metazoa, Arthropoda, Insecta, Diptera, Tephritidae. The record is from RefSeq and is a predicted model, not a curated record. Gene Ontology annotation, cellular component: nucleus. Gene Ontology annotation, molecular function: DNA-binding transcription factor activity, RNA polymerase II-specific; RNA polymerase II cis-regulatory region sequence-specific DNA binding. Gene Ontology annotation, biological process: regulation of transcription by RNA polymerase II. The coding region runs from base 164 to 1327 and encodes 387 amino acids. The transcript has a single exon.